Molecule: messenger RNA, 4922 nt
Organism: Ipomoea triloba (trilobed morning glory)
Lineage: Eukaryota; Viridiplantae; Streptophyta; Magnoliopsida; Solanales; Convolvulaceae
Product: pentatricopeptide repeat-containing protein At3g53700, chloroplastic-like
Exons: 2
Coding region: 221-4657 (1478 amino acids)
Molecular function (GO): protein binding
Source: RefSeq, a predicted model, not a curated record
CUGACUUCGAUUUUUCCGCUCUGCUUCUCUUAAUUUUCUUCCCAAACUUCUCCAUUUCAGCACCCAUCAAAGUACUACCUUUUGAUCACCUGCAAUUGAAUUCUUCUGUGUUGAACCUCAACAACCCUUCACUGUCCUCUACUGAAUUCGCUGUAUGGAGGUAAGCUAAAUUUCUACCCAACUUUGAUACUGUGCGCUACAUGCUUGUUGAAUUGCUCCAAUGGGUAUCUCAUCAUGCUUGGUAAAGGUUUUCCCUUCUACCAUAUCCUUAAACAAUCGAAAGCUCAUUCCUUUCAAAUUAUCUCAACGCCGUGAAUUGUUUGUCCCAAUCUCCGCCUCAAAUUCCCCCUCUGCCGCCACAAUUUCACUCCUUAAAUCCAAACACCUCCCGCUGGACUUCGCUCGGAGGCACCUUCUCGACACCCUUCGUCGGGAGAGUGAUGAAACCUCAGCUCUUAGCCUCUUUGAAUGGGCUUUAGAGCAGCCUGAGUUCGAACCCAGUCGGCAGAUUUGCGAGGAGAUUCUUCGCAAGCUUGGAAACGCGGGGUCUUUUGGUGCGAUGAGGCGAGUCUUGGAUGAUAUGAAAGAGUCCAAGGUUGAGAUUGGUGAAGGUACUUUCUUCAUCUUUAUUGAAAGAUAUGCCAAGUUUGAACUUUAUGAUGAGGCUAUUGGUGUUCUUGAUGUGAUGGAACAUGAGUUUGGUGUGAAACCAGGGAUCUUUAGUUACAAUUUAGUGUUAAAUGUUCUUGUUGAUGGGAAUAAAUUGAAGCUAGUUGAAGGUGUGCUUUCUAGGAUGUUGAGUGAGGGUUCAAACCCAGAUGUGGCAACUUUUAACAUACUGAUUAAAUCCCUAUGCAAAGCUCAUAAAAUUAGGGCUGCAAUUUUGAUGAUGGAAGAUAUGCCUAGACACGGUUUAUUGCCUGAUGAGAAGACUUAUAACACAUUAAUGUGGGGUUAUAUUGAGGAUGGAGAUUUAGAGGGUGCUUUGAGAAUUAGGGACCGAAUGCUAGCAGAUAACUGCCCUCCAACCAAUAUAACGGUUAACGUUUUGAUUCAAGGGUUCUGUAAAGAGGGUAGGAUUGAAGAAGCUUCAAAUUUUCUGCAAGAGAUGUCUAGCCAGGGGUUCUGUCCUGACCAUUAUACCUUCAACACUUGGAUAAACGGUUUGUUUAAAGCGGGACAUGUUUGUCAUGCUCUAGAUAUCUUGGAUAUGAUGCUUCAAAAGGGUAUUGAUCCUAAUUUAAUUACCUACAACACUGUGAUAUCUGGGCUUUGUGAAGCGGGUGAAGUGAAGGAGGCCGUUAAGGUUCUCACUCAGAUGAUUUUGAGGGACUGUAUACCCUAUCGAGUCACAUAUAACACUGUCGUCAGCACGUUGUGUAAAGAGAACCAAGUGCAGCAAGCCAUAGAACUUAGUUGUGUUUUUACAAGCAUGGGGCUCUUACCUGAUGUGUGUACUUUUAAUUCUCUGAUAAAAGGCCUCUGUUGGAGUAGCAAUUUCGAUAGCGCAAUGGAAUUGUUCCGAGAGAUGAAGACUGAAGGGUUCCAACCAAAUGUGUUCACUUAUAACAUUCUAAUCGAAUACGUUUUUGCAAAGAAGAAAUUGAACGAAGCAAUGGCCCUUUUGAAGGAUAUGGAAUUAAAUGGCUGUGUGAAAAACGUAUUUACAUAUAAUAUAUUGAUGGAUGGCUUCUGCAAGAACAAUAGAAUUAAAGAAGCUGGUGAAAUAUUUGAUGAAAUGGUACUGCAAGGGAUCUCAAGGGACUUGGUGACUUAUAACACCCUUAUCGAUGGUCUUUGUAAGGCCCAGAGAGUAGAGAAGGCGGCUCAGCUUAUGGACCGGAUGAUAAUGGAAGGAUUGAAACCCGAUACAUACACAUUCAACUCCAUUCUUCAUCCUUACUGCAGAACCGGUGAUGUCAAGAAGGCGGUGGAGAUAAUGCAAACCAUGACAUUGAAUGGCUGCGAACCAGAUGCUUUUACUUACGCUACACUUAUUCAGGGGCUCUGUAAAUCAGGAAAAGUCGAGGUUGCUACUAGGUUGCUCAUAACCAUCCAGAUGAAAGGGAUGGUUAUAGCACCGCAGACGUAUAACCCUAUAAUCCAAACACUCUUCAGACAAAAGAGAACGAAAGAAGCCAUGAAGCUCUUUAGGGAAAUGGAGGAGAAAGCUGAUCCUCCAGAUUACGUAUCUUAUAAAACUGUUUUCCGGGGCCUUUGCUCUGCUGGACCCAUUGAUGAAGCCGUUAACUUUGCUGUGGAGAUGAUGGAGAAAGGAUAUAUACCUGAGUUCUCUUUAAUCUACAAUUUGGCAGAAGGGCUGUUUUCUUUAGCUAGAGAGGAGACUUUAGCUAAGCUCAUUGCGACGAUCAUUAAGAAAGCAGACUUCUCAGAUAAUCAGAAGGGUAUGAUCAAGGGUUUCCUUAAAAUCUGUAAAUUUCGAGAUGCAUUGGGCGCUCUUGGCCGUGUCUUAAAUAGCCGUUCUCCCAAAGGGAGUUUUCUAAAGGGAAGAUUGAGAAUUGCCUCAAUGGCGGUCUCACCAUGCUUAGUAAAGGUGUUCCCCUCUACUAUAUCCUUAAACUACCGAAAGGUCAUUUCUUUCACAUUAUCUCAACGCCGUGGAACGUUUCUCUCAAACUCUGCCGCCACAAUUUCACUCAAAACCAAACACCUCCCGCCAGACUUCACUCAGAAGCAGCUUCUGGAUACCCUUCGUCAGGAGAGCGAUGAAACCUCAGCUCUUAACCUCUUUGAAUGGGCUUUAGAGCAGCCUGAGUUUGAACCCAGCCGGCGGGUUUUUGAGGAAGUUCUUCGUAAGCUAGGAAAGGCAGGGUCUUUUGGUGCAAUGAGGCGAGUCUUGGAUGAUAUGAAAGAGUCCAAGGUUGAGAUUGGUGAAGGUACUUUCUUCAUCUUUAUUGAAAGAUAUGCUAUGUUUGAACUUUAUAAUGAGGCUAUUGGUGUUCUUGAUGUGAUGGGACGCGAGUUUGGUGUGAAACCAGGAAUCUUUAGUUUCAAUUUGUUGUUGAAUGUUCUUGUUGAUGGGAAUAAAUUGAAGCAAGUUGAAAAUGUGCUUUCUAGGAUGCUAAGUGAGGGUUUAAAUCUGGAUGUCUCAACGUAUAAUAUACUGAUUAAAGCACUAUGCAAACAAGGUAGGAUUGAAGAAGCUUUAAAUUUUGUGCAAGAGAUGUCUAGCCAUGGGUUCUGUUUUAACCAUUUUACCUACAACACUUUGAUAAGUGGCUUAUGCAAAGCAGGACAUGUUUGCUAUGCACUAGAUAUCUUGGAUUUAUUGCUUCAGGAGGGUUUUAGUCCCGAUUUAGUUACCUAUAACACUGUGAUAUCUGGACUUUGUGAAGCGGGUGAAGUGAAGGAGGCAAUUGAGAUCCUUACGGAGAUGAUAUUGAUGGAACGUUUACCUGAUAGUUUCACAUAUAACACUAUAAUCAGCGCCUUGUGUAAAGAGAAUCAAGUGCCACAAGCCAUAGAACUUAGCUGUGUUCUUACAAGCAUGGGAAUCUUACCGAAUGUGUUCAUAUUUAAUUCUCUGAUAAAUGGCCUCUGCUUGAGUAGUAAUUUCAAUAGCGCAAUGGAAUUGUUCCAAGAGAUGAGGACUGUUGGGUGCCAACCAGAUGAGUUCACUUAUAACAUCCUAAUUGGCUACCUUUGUGCGCAUAAGAAAUUGAAUGAAGCGAUGACCCUUUUACAGGAUAUGGAAUCAAGUGGCUGUGCGAAAAGUGUAAUAACAUGUAAUAUAUUGAUUGAUGGCUUCAGCAAGAACAAGAGAAUUGAAGAAGCACGCAAAAUUUUUGAGGAAAUGGUACUCAAAGGGAUCUCAAGGGACUUGGUGACUUAUAACACCCUUAUUGAUGGUCUUUGUAAGGCCAAGAGGGUAGAGGAGGCGUCUCAGCUUAUGGAUCAAAUGAUAAUGGAAGGAUUAAAACCUGAUACGUUUACAUACAACUCUAUUCUUUAUCCUUACUGCAGAGCAGGUGAUGUCAAAAAGGCUGCUGAUAUUAUGCAAGCCAUGACUUCGAAUUGGUGUGAACCGGAUGUUUUUACUUAUGGUACGCUAAUUCAGGGACUCUGUAAAUCAGGAGGUGUCGAGGUUGCUACUAGGUUGCUUAUAACCAUCCAGAUGAAAGGGAUGGUUCUAGCACCACAGGCAUAUAAUCCUAUAAUCCUGGCACUCUUCAGACAAAAGAGAGCAAAAGAAGCCAUGAGACUCUUUAGGGAAAUGGAGGAAAAAGCUGAUCCUCCAGACUACGUAUCACAUAAAAUUGUUUUCCACGGCCUUUGCUAUGGUGGAGGACCCAUUGAUGAAGCCGUUAAUUUUGCAGUCGAGAUGAUGGAGAAAGGAUAUGUGCCCGAGUUCUCUUCAUUCUCAAUUAUGGCCGAAGAGCUUUUGGAUUUAGCUAGAGAGGAGACCCUAGUUAAACUCAUUGUCAUGAUCAUGAAGAAAGCAGACAUCUCAGAUUAUCAGGGCUUGAUUAAGGAUUUCCUUAAAACCCGAAACUUCCAAGAUGCAUUGGCCACUCUUAGCCGUGUCUUAAAUAGCGGUUAUUCCCAAGGGAAUUUGGUGAAGGAAAGAAUGAGAGUUGUUGAUGCAAAUGGGAAAGAUAUUUGUGAAAAGGGAGGGGAGAAAAGGCUGUACUUGUAAAGUUUCUCCAGUUUUGAAGCAUCUCUUUAGGUGUUAGAAUUUUGAGAUUAGGAAAGCAUAAAAGACUGGCUGCAACUAAUAUAAAGUAUUGUGUUUCUUCAACCUUCAUUUGCUUGGUGCAUUUUUUGGUUGUCUGGUCAUGUUCUGGCUUUCUGCCCUAUAAUAUAUAUUAACCUAAUGACUUAUGGUAACAAGUUAAAAAUUGUAAUAGACAUAUGUUUCCUCCCCAACCCGACAAAGCAUCUGGGAGGAUGUAAACCAUAUG